CCUGGUUCUUUUUUAGACCACGUCCACCGCCACGAAAAGGGCCAAAAACUUCGACACAACAGCAAGAAAGCGAAAGGGUCACGAAUUAACGAGCAGCCGAGUCAAUUAGGUAGGAAUGAAGGGAGUCACUCCACCCCUUUUAUCAUGCCCCUCAACAUGAACAAAAUCGUCGCAAACGAAGUGGUCAACAGUGCCAAUUAUCCAAGCACAACAGCACACUAAACAAAGAUAGAAGCCAUGAGCAAAUGAUGCACGCACACAAAGCCUAAAAAAACAAGUCAGAAAAAACCCAAACGAAGCGCCUAUAUAAACCAAAUCGAACACACGGCAACAGCACACAUAAACACGAAUCAGUUGUGGACACAGAAAGCAAGAAACCAACAUUCCAUUGUCCUUACCGUUGCAUGCAGGAAAGAGCGGCCCGGCCAUGAAGAGGAUGAGCUCGACGGCGGCGGCGGCGUUCUUGGUGGUCGCGGUCGCCUGGCCGCUGCUGGCCUCGGCCCAGCCGGCGGCGCCGGGCAUGCCUCCGCCGUCCCCGCCUGCGGCGGCCACGAACAACUCCCGGCUGGAGAAGGCGUACGUCGCGCUGCAGGCGCUGAAGCGCGCCAUCACGGACGACCCCAAGAAGCUGACCAAGAACUGGUGCGGGCCCGACGUGUGCAACUACUUCGGCGUGUACUGCGCGCCGGCGCCCGACGACUCGUGCCAGCGCACGGUGGCCGGCGUGGACCUCAACCACGGCGACCUCGCCGGCACGCUCCCCGAGGAGCUGGGGCUCCUGUCCGACCUCGCCGUCUUCCACCUCAACUCCAACCGCUUCUCCGGCUCCCUCCCCGAGUCCCUCCGCUCCCUCCACCUCCUCCACGAGAUCGACGUCAGCAACAACCAGCUCUCCGCCCCCUUCCCGUCGCAGCUCCUCUGCCUCCCCAACGUCCAGUACGUCGACAUCAGGUUCAACAACUUCUGCGGCGAGGUGCCGGCGGCGAUCUUCGAGAAGAAGAUCGACGCGCUUUUCAUCAAUAACAACCACUUCGAGUUCACACUGCCGGAGAGCUUCACCAACUCGACGGCGUCGGUGAUCGUGCUGGCGAACUUGCCGCGGUUGGGCGGCUGCCUGCCGAGCAGCAUCGGCGACAUGGCCGGGACGCUCAACGAGCUCAUCCUCCUCAACAGCGGCAUCUCCUCCUGCAUCCCGCCUGAGAUCGGCAAGCUGGACAAGCUCACCGUGCUCGACCUCAGCUUCAACAGCAUCGCCGGCACGCUGCCGGACACCAUCGGCAACAUGCGCGCGCUGGAGCAGCUCGACGUCGCGCACAACCAACUCGCCGGCGAGAUACCCGAGAGCAUCUGCGAGCUGCCGCACCUCAAGAACUUCACCUACUCGCACAACUUCUUCUGCGGCGAGCCGCACCGGUGCCUCGAGGUGCCGCACAUCGACGACAGCCAGAACUGCAUCGCUGGGCGCCCCGACCAGCGGCCCGGCGAGGAGUGCAUCUCGUUCCUGCACCGGCCGAAGGUGCACUGCGACGCCCACGGGUGCAUCGCGCCACCAUCUCCACCGCCGCCGCCGCCGCCUCCCGUGUAUGCCCAUCCGCCGCCGGUAUACUGAUCUGUGGUAAUACUGUAACAUGUAAUUGCUUGCUGGCUUUGUGGAGUGAGAACUAAAGGGUAAAUGCAUACACAUGGUAUAUACUGUAAUCUUCAUUUUUCGUCAAACGAGUAAUAAAUUCAUAUUUCUGCAUAACAGAAAGCUUUGGGUAUUCUCGAAAAAAAAAGCAUUCACAUUGCACAAAUCAACUCAAAGUUUGGUGAAAGAGACUUAUCAAUGUAUUCCUUUAUUGUUUCU
Molecule: messenger RNA, 1846 nt
Organism: Panicum virgatum (switchgrass)
Lineage: Eukaryota; Viridiplantae; Streptophyta; Magnoliopsida; Poales; Poaceae
Product: leucine-rich repeat extensin-like protein 6
Exons: 2
Coding region: 428-1609 (393 amino acids)
Molecular function (GO): protein binding
Source: RefSeq, a predicted model, not a curated record